This is a messenger RNA of Dentiscutata erythropus, 579 nucleotides long. The record is from the annotation of a GenBank genome assembly. NCBI's taxonomy places the organism in Eukaryota, Fungi, Glomeromycota, Glomeromycetes, Diversisporales, Gigasporaceae.
AUGCUAAAGGAAGGACAAAUAGUUGCUGCAGAGGGUGAAGAGGUGGAAGAGGUAGAUUCCACCGAUGCAGCGAAGGAAGAAUCCACCCUAGAAAAGGAGGAUCUUCCACAUAAGAAUGGUAAGAUAAAUGGCGAAGACGAAAAUGACGAGGAAGAGGAGGAAGGUGAAGGUGAAGCUGCGACAGGAGAAACAGCUAAUUCUACUGAAACAGUUGGUUCUACAAUAAUUCAGCAAACUGAACCACCUUCAAUUCCUGUCAGUAAAUUUUUCCCAGAUAGCAAAUAUCCUGAAGGUGAAAUAUGUGAAUACAAAAAUGAUAACCUGAAUAGGAUUACGAAUGAAGAAAAGCGUUAUCUUGAUAGGAUGCAUUUCGAUGAUUUUAAUGACAUUCGUCGCGCAGCGGAGGUUCACAGACAGGUGAGGAAAUAUGCACAAAAGGCUAUAAAGCCUGGUAUGACGAUGAUUGAAAUAUGUGAAAUGAUUGAAAAUGGAACACGUACAUUAGUAGAAGAAAAUGGCUUAGAAGCUGAUAUUUUAGAAACCCGUUUGCUACACUCUGUGGUCGUUCGUAUAAGUUAA